AUGGAAUGUUCAUUCACAUUCUUUCAUUUCAUUCCAUUCGAAGAAAAAGAAGAAACCAUAGGUCAAAUAGGCCAUCAUGUUUUGAUCACUUUGUUUUCAACACCACCAUUUCUAUCAGUACAGCCUGUUUGUUUGACCAGAGAAAAAGUGAAACAAAAAAUACCGCCAGAAAUUCCAAUAGAAAGACGUGAUUUUCAUGUGAAACGAAAAAAAGCCGAAACGAAAAGGGGUAACCCAUAUCUGAACAUACAAGAAGGAGAAAAAAAGCAACAACAACAAGAUUCAUUUGUUCACAGACAUUGACAAAAAAAAAGAAUGUUUGUUGAUAUUUUCAUUUCAUUUAAUUCCAUU
This is a messenger RNA of Dermatophagoides pteronyssinus (European house dust mite), 351 nucleotides long. RefSeq lists its product as uncharacterized. The record is from RefSeq and is a predicted model, not a curated record. NCBI's taxonomy places the organism in Eukaryota, Metazoa, Arthropoda, Arachnida, Sarcoptiformes, Pyroglyphidae.